Molecule: messenger RNA, 2118 nt
Organism: Phaeoacremonium minimum UCRPA7
Lineage: Eukaryota; Fungi; Ascomycota; Sordariomycetes; Togniniales; Togniniaceae
Product: putative hydantoin utilization protein a protein
Exons: 2
Coding region: 1-2118 (705 amino acids)
Biological process (GO): glutathione metabolic process
Cellular component (GO): cytosol
Molecular function (GO): 5-oxoprolinase (ATP-hydrolyzing) activity
Source: RefSeq, a predicted model, not a curated record
AUGUCGGCAGAUGGCAAAACCGUGACGCCCGUGGAUCAUGUUGCUCUCCGCAAGAACCUAGCUGAUCUUCGAAGUCAAAACCCAGAAGCGAUUGUCAUUAGCUUCGUAAAUGGCUAUCGUAAUGAUUCCCAUGAGAAAAUAGUCGCGGAAAUCGUUCGUGAUGUGUUCGGUCCGGAUAUCGAGGUCGUCUGCUCUGCCGAGGUUUUGCCCGAACUGGGAGAAUACGAACGCACAGUCACGGCCGCGGCAAAUGCUGUGGUCAAACCCCUGAUUCGCAAAUAUCUCCGAGGACUGGAGCACCUCCUCGAGGAAGACAGUGACACGAUCCGGAUCUUGAAGAGUGAUGGCGGCCUCACGAGUCUAGAUCUGGCGAGUGAGUUGCCAGUAAACCUUUUGAUGUCCGGUCCGGCAGGCGGCGUGCAGGGCGUCGUUGAUGUGAUAGCACAUAACACGCAGUACAAGAAUCUUAUCACACUCGAUAUGGGCGGUACAUCAACCGACUGUGCUCUCAUCAUAGAUAGCAAAGCAACUCUGCGUCGGGAAACGAUGGUCGACAAGCUGACAGUGCGUGCACCAUCCGUUGAUGUCAAGACGAUAGGCGCCGGUGGUGGCUCAAUCGCGAAAUUCGUUGAUUUGACGGCAACCAUGCGCGUCGGACCACAAAGUGCCGGGGCCGUCCCCGGGCCCGCUGCCUACGGCAAGGGUGGCAAGGAGCCAACAGUGACUGAUGCCAAUCUGGUCCUGGGCUAUUUACCUGAACGACUUCUCGGUGGAGAUUUCCAACUGGACGUGGACGCUGCAGUGGUUGCUGUCAAGACUAUUGCUGACCAAAUGGGUAUCUCGACCAAGAGGGCAGCUGAAGGUAUCAUCAAUCUGGUAAAUGAAACCAUGUAUGGCGCUCUCCGGAACGUUUCGGUUGAACAGGGCUACGAUCCCCGUGAUUUUGCUCUUGUAGCUUUUGGUGGAGCUGGACCACUUCAUGCAAAUGCCGUUGGGAGGCUCCUGGGUGCCUGGCCUGUUAUUAUUCCACCAGCUCCAGGUGUGCUUUGUGCCGAAGGAGAUGCCAUGACAAAGCUACGCCACGAGCAGUCUAUCUCUUACGUUAGACUACUUUCCCAGAUUACCCUGGACGACCUCGUGGAGGUGACUCGGCCCCUGGAGGAAGGUUGCACUUCAAAGUUGUUGGCUGCUCUUGCCGGCUCGUCACAGACCUCUCUUCGGCUCACAUAUGAGGUCGACUUACGAUUCAAGGGUCAAGCCCUCAACCUGACUAUCCCUUUCACACAACCUGAGAUGACCGCAGGCAUGGAAGAACUUGCUAAGACGCUCGCUCGUCGAUUCAAUGCCGCCCAUGAACAACAGUUCGGUUUUACCAUGCCAUCCUUAGAGCUCGAAGCAGUGAGGCUUGGAGUCGUGGCCACAGACUCUUCAGCUUCUGUCCAAUUAGCCCAGCUAAAGGAACAAUCAGAAGGCGUCGUACGCCCCCCAGAUUCUGCGGUUGUCAACCGUAAGGAUAUUGUUGUCGAUGGCAAGAAAGUAACGGCGACAUUCUGGGACCGAGCCCAGAUAUCAAUUCCUGGUUGCCGAGUGGACGGCCCCUGCGUAAUCUCUGAGAUGGACUCCAACACCCUCAUUCUCCCGGGCUUUUACGGAGAAAUUGAUCAUAUCGGUAAUAUCUUGAUCCGCCCCCUGGACGACGGCUCAUCUUCUACUGUAACAUCACACACUCCCGAGUCAGCAGCCUCGUUCAUCGCCCAGAACCCUGUUGUGCCUACACUAGUAUCAUCCGCCCUAGCUGCUAUACGGAAUGAAAUGGAUUCCUUGGUUCUCCGAGCAUCCAUGUCGCCUGGCAUCCGUGAGCAGCAGGACGAGUUCAACGUCGUCACUGAUCCGGCCGGCAAGAUGUUGGUCGGACAAUUUGGCAGUUUUAUCGGCGAGUUUUUGGCAAUGUGGAACAAUUCAGGUGGUACCAUAGAAGAGGGGGAUAUCUUCAUCACAAAUGACCCAUAUCAAGUUGAUGGAGCUAUAAGCCAUCUAUGCGAUGUCAUCAUUCUCUUGCCAAUCUUUUAUGAUCACAACCUGGUCGGUUGGAGCGCCAAUUUUGGACAUCUCUCGUAA